AUGCGUCUGAUCGUUUGCCUAUUCGGUCAGAUUGCCGCCUCGUUGGCGUUGUUUCCCGGCGCUGAGCCCGACGAGGGCGACGUGCGGCACGUCUACCCGAUGAUUUACAUCGGCGUCGGACUCGACACACACGCGCACGCGAUUCCUUACAUAUUCGGUUGGCUCGAGAACGUGUUUUAUCCGAAAGUGCGAAUGAGAAUUGAGAUAUUUAUUGGCAGCCGUGAGGAUUCGACGAUUCACCAGGUUAAAUGGUGGAUCGAUUCAACAAAACAGCACUAUCGUCACGUGAAAUUAAUCGAGAAUUCUGAGAAUUGGCUCGAAGAGGCGUUGCGGAAUGGACGACUUCAGAAGGCUGAACGAUGCCUUCUUUUCACCGGCGACACCGUUCCAACCGAUUACACAAUGUUGAGGAAAUUGUUCAAUGACAAGAAGCACAUUGUGGUAUCGCCGUUGUUUCAGUCGAUCGACGGCUCGGCGAAUAUUGAGAACGUCUCGGAGAAUCUAAUCAAAAUGGUGAACGUUCGCGAAGAGAUUGAGAUUUUUGCGUUGCCGUGCGCGAUUAAUCUCAAUUCGAUUGAUUCGUCUUAUUUGACAUUUGAUUCGCAGAAUUUGCCGUUCUAUGAGGGUCCGAACGCGCCGAUUGAGGUUUUCACCGAAUCGGCAAAAAAGAUGGGAAUUGCCUUAUGGGGAGACCAUCAGAGUUCGUAUGGCAUCUAUGUGAACCCAUCAUUGGAUUUGGCGGAUCGCCGACGAACGAUUCGCUAUCAGAUUGCUGAUAUGAUUGCGGAUGACAAAAUUGUGCCGUAUCCGUCGAAAACGGUUCGACCGUGGCAACCGGAGCCGGAAUUGUUUGGAAUGAACAGAAUUUAUAUGAUCAACUUGAAGCGGCGAAAUGAGAGACUUGAACGAAUGCGGAAGAUUUUUGCAAUUUUAGCCAUUGAUUUCACACUUUUCGAGGCUACCGAUGGUCAGAAGCUCGACGAGCUCGGCGACGAAUAUCGAGACUAUCGAAUUCUCGACGGCUAUUUGGAUCCGAUUUCGAAUCGGCCGAUGAAAAAUGGCGAGAUUGGUUGCUUUUUGAGUCACUAUCGAAUUUGGCAAGACGUCGUCAAGAAUGAUUUCGAGAAGGUGAUUGUGUUCGAGGAUGAUCUACGUUUCGCGCAUGACGGAAUGGAGCGCGUCAACGAUGUUGUGCAGGAUCUUGAUGCGAGCAAGAAGCUCUGGGAUUUGAUCUAUUUGGGACGAAAGAAGCAGUCCGAUAAGGAGGAGCUUUGGGUGAAUCAGCACCGUCAUUUGAGCACGGUUGAAUAUUCAUAUUGGACGUUGGGCUACAUGUUGUCGUUGGAAGGAGCAAAGAAGCUUCUAGCGCCGAAUCCAUUGAAGAAAGUGAUUCCUGUUGAUGAAUACCUACCAAUAAUGUUUGAUAAGCAUCCAAAUAAGACCUGGUCGUCGUCUUAUGAGCCAAGGAAUCUGGAAGCGUUCACCCUCUACCCAUUGGUGGUGUACCCACAAAGGUACACCAAUGAGCCGGGAUAUGUGUCGGAUACCGAGGAUUCCUUAUUAGUCAAACCCGCGUCGGACAAGAAUUCUUACGCAAUCCGAUUUGAGAUGGGAUGCGUUCUUUCAAGCGCUGACCUUGCUGGAGAAGGAUAUCGGAUGAAAAUAGUAAAGGAAAUUGCAAAGGGAGGGUUUAGUGAGAUUUUACUAUGUGAAGACAUUGAUAGUCAUGAAAAAUAUGCGGUAAAGAAAGUUGUUUCAAAUUCCGAUGAGGAAACUGAACGAAUUCAGAAUGAGGCAAAAGUGCUCCGCGAGCUGCUCGAUGUUCCGAAUGCUGUUCAAUUAAUCGCAAUGAUUAAUGAAGUCAAUCAAUAUUUUUUUGUGUUCCCUUAUUAUUUUCGGGGUAAUUUGGGCGAUGAACUCGCAAAACGACGAAUUAAUAAUAAUUAUUUGAGUGAAAUUCAGGUUUUACGAUAUUUUGAGCAAAUUUGUAUGGUUGUUGAAAAGCUUCAUGAGAAGAGCUAUGCGCACCGAGACCUGAAAACGGCGAAUUUCUUGAUUUCUCAGGAAAAUGACUUACAUUUGACCGAUUUCGGAUCCUGUUCAAUAAUGCCGAAGGAAAUAAAAAAUUCCAAAGACCAUCAAAUUUACGUUGACGAAGCUGCUGAACUGUGUAGCAUGCCUUAUAGAGCGCCGGAACUUUUUUCGUGUGAUAUUGGGACCACAAUAACGACUAGCAUUGAUAUUUGGUCUCUUGGAUGUUGUCUUUACGCUUUCUGUUUUUUUGUUUCCCCGUUUGACGCGGUUUACGAAAAGGGAGGAAGUAUAGCAUUGGCGACGCAGAGUCCUCAUAAAAUAGUGUACCCUGAUGAUGGAGGAUUUAGCGAUGACUUGAAAGAUUUAAUAAAGUGUAUGAUUCAAGUAGAGCCCGACCUUCGGCCUUCUAUAGGGCAAAUUCUCGAAAUGACUCGUGAAAUUGGCAAAAAUUGUGAAAAUGGCGAUUCGAAAAUAGUCUCGGUUUAA
Molecule: messenger RNA, 2520 nt
Organism: Caenorhabditis bovis
Lineage: Eukaryota; Metazoa; Nematoda; Chromadorea; Rhabditida; Rhabditidae
Source: the annotation of a GenBank genome assembly